GUGAAAACAACUACCUUUCAAGACCACAUGGCUUGAUGAAGUUGUCUCCAAAACAUUGAACCUUGGCCUUAGAUCAGAUCCGAAACAGGAACUUGUAGGACGAUGAGUUCCAGCAAGACUAGCAAGAGGUCGAUCUCUAAGACUAAGAGGAACCUUCAGAAGAGGAACAAGCUUAUCAAGAAGGGCAAGUUGAAGCCCAGUCAGAAGAGUUCCACGGCUUGGCACAAGAAUCAACAGGCCGGCCACAACUUGAAGAAACUUAGGAAAGGUGAAAAAGGCCGUCAUCCCCAGGAUCUUGAACAAGACCAGGAUGAACCGAUCACUAACGGACAUGCCAGCGACAGUGAAGAUGAGAUGGACUUGGAUCAGGCCCUGCUCUUGGGAAAUCAAGCCAACUUGGCAGCCAUGGAGGCCAAAGCCAAGGCCAGAUAUCAGCAAUCCUCUAAGAAUCACAUGGAGGUGAAGCCAUUGUUGCCCAUCAAAACGAAUAAGGGAUUGGUCCAGCAGAAUCGGAUUGUGGAGGAGGCUGAAGAUGGAUCCGAAGGAGAAGAAGACGAGGCGGUGGAGAAUGGCGAGGAAGAAGAUGACGAAGAUCAGGGUCCUCAGACCACGUUAUCACUGAUGGCGAACCGUGAGAUGCAACUGUCCGAAUUGCGGUUGAUGCUGGGCAACAUGGCUACGGCCUUCCUUCAGGAUCCCCACCAACGGAUCCAUUUAUUGGAUCAACUGGUGGCCACGUUGUCCUCUCAGAAUGCCGUACUGAAGAAUGUCGGAUGGAUGCUAGCUGUCUCCACCAUUGUAGAAGUCUUCAAUGACAUCAUUCCGGCGUACCGAAUCGCCGAUCCUGAAGACAAGAAUACCGAGGUCACUCUGAAGAAGGAAACGUUGAAGCUUCAGAGAUUUGAGAAGACCCUCUUGGAGUCGGCCAAGACCUUUUUGGUCAAAAUCCAAAACCGAGCCAAGGCUGCCAAGCUACGUCCCGAAAAGGCUAAUCUUCAUACGGUCAGGUGCUUGGGCGAACUUUGCACCAGGCACCCACAGUUUAAUUAUUCGCCGAACAUCGUUCAGCUUUUGAUCCCGCUGAUGGGUUCCAAACACGCCGAAACUCGAGCCAUCGUGCGAGACACCAUUUCCACCCUCCUUCGAGAGGAUAAACGAGGAGAGAUAUCCCUGCACGUGGUCAAAUGCAUCAAGAAGGAAGUGGUCCGGCUCAAGUAUCAUUGUCGACCGGACUUCAUCGAGUGUAUGCUUGACCUAAAGCUUUCAGAAGUGGUGCCCAAGGAAGAAGAUGACGCCCCUCGAUCCAAGAAAUCCAAGAAGGAAAAACAAACGAUUUCCAAGAAGGAGAAGAAGCGCCAGAAAGCCAUGUCCAAGCUGGAAAAAGAACUCUUGGAAGCCAAAGGUUCAGAGUGCAAGGCCACUAGGCUGAAGCACCUGACCGAGGUCACCAAGAUCAUCUUCCAUGUGCUGUUUACCAUCAUCAAGGAUGACGACUCUCUCCUUUUGGGUCCCGCUCUGAAAGUCAUUUCGCGGUUUUCUCAUACCAUCAGCAUCGACUUUCUCUACGAUAUUGUGAAUAACAUCGCCAGAUUGGUGCAAAAUGAAACCAUUGAGCGCGGCUUCAGGCUGCAAGCCAUCAAAACCAGUCUCGACUUGCUCAACAGCAACAACGGGGUCGUUAACUACGACACCAACGUGUUCCUCAAGCCGUUGUCCCAGCUUCUGCCCUUCAUGGACCUCAAUCAAAAUGAUAUCGACCAUGCCCUGUCAGGUAUCACCUACAGUAUGGCGGUCAAGAGACGGAAGCAGGUUUCAUCCAGCAUGGUAGUUUUCCUGGGAAAAUGUGUCAGUUCCCAAUUGUUACACAAUGAAGGUCUUAAAGAGGUCAUGAGCACCAUAACAAGUCUCAAAACGGCUCACUCCAUUCUGAGCAAUGACAUGUUGGAGGCCGAGGGCGUGAUUGUGCCCAAGGGUCCAGAAAUGAGCUCCAAUAUUUUGGCUCUAGGGUCAACACAUUGGGAAUACAGCCUGUUGAAGUCGCACUACGACCCAGAGGUAGCCGAUGGUGUGCAAGAAUGGCUGAAAUGAUUAAAUAAACCAAUCUGAAUCCA
Messenger RNA from Tigriopus californicus, 2111 nucleotides. It is a transcript of the gene Noc3, whose product is annotated as nucleolar complex protein 3 homolog. Gene Ontology annotation, molecular function: chromatin binding. Lineage: Eukaryota; Metazoa; Arthropoda; Copepoda; Harpacticoida; Harpacticidae. Gene Ontology annotation, biological process: DNA replication initiation. The record is from RefSeq and is a predicted model, not a curated record. The coding region runs from base 103 to 2088 and encodes 661 amino acids. Gene Ontology annotation, cellular component: nucleolus. The transcript has a single exon.